AGGAGAAGGAAAGAGAAAGAGUGGUGGAAGAGGAAAAGCAAGGAAGAGAGGAGGAAAAAGAAGAAGAAACGGAACGAGAGGCGGAGGAAGAGGGUGAAGAAGAGUAAGAGAGGCAUCGCGUAGCCGUAGAAAGUGCGCGCAGUCCACCGUGUACUCGGCAUGGACCGUCAGUACACCCUCUGCGUACUUGUACCCGCGCAUCAGUACCGUAGCUACCUGGACAAUUACCAUCAUCAUCAACAGCAGACGCAGGAACAUCAACGCAGGAGUCUGCAACGUCCGACGUAUGUCCAGUAUCAGCAACAGCAACAACGCGUAACCCAGCAGCAUCAGCAGUAUCAAGAAGAACAGAUUUACGAGAACAUCGUGUCGCAGUACCGCAUGAGGAUGUGUUAUCACAACGAUUACGAGAACGAUGAGCAGAUACAGAGAUUCUAUUGGGAGCAGUGUUACAAGCGCGACGACGCUGAUGCCACGGCGUAUUACUACUGCGAAUACGUAAGAAAUACACACUUGGGAUAUUCGUAUAAAAAAUGGCAUACUUGAGAGUACUCGCCGAUUCUUCGUGAUUAUAUUGUGUCGUUUUCUCAUCUCGAAAUUGAUCCUUUUCCGAAUGUGGAAGUGUGAAAUGCGAAUUACGUUUCCUCGGAAUCGAAUUGUGUUGCCGUGCAAAAUGUGAAAUUAAUGUCUGUCUUUUAAGAGGGUGUUUUUUCUUUUGGAAAAUCUUCUUGCCGAGACGUCAAAACGCGUCGUUGCAGAGAAUGUUUCUUAUAGCCAAACGCAGUUAUGUGUUGGCAUUUGCGUCUUGGUGAACUGAUCUUCUUCAUUGAGAUUGAUAUAUUGUGAUACACUGCGGAAAGAAUUAUGCGGUGAAAACGUCUAUAUAUUGAGAAUAUAUAGAGUGAUACGAAUGUAUAAAAUGAAAUGAUAUAACAAAUAUCUAAUUAUAUUUUUUAUGCGGAGCGUUUAUCAAACACGACAUUAAAGAAUCAACAUACUUUUACAACAAACUCCUAAACUCAAGUUUUUAGAACUUUGUAUGACUUGAAGAAACUUAGAUAACUGUUACAAAUUAUUCUGUUGACAUUUAUUAUCUCUUGAUAUAUAUUAUGUGCACGAUAAUAAAAGUUGUGGUGAUAACUGUUCUAAAAUGACCAUAAAACUCUUGUGUUAUAG
This is a messenger RNA of Ooceraea biroi (clonal raider ant), 1176 nucleotides long. Its product is annotated as putative cyclin-dependent serine/threonine-protein kinase DDB_G0272797/DDB_G0274007. Lineage: Eukaryota; Metazoa; Arthropoda; Insecta; Hymenoptera; Formicidae. The record is from RefSeq and is a predicted model, not a curated record.